AUCGAUUGCUUCACAAAUUUUAAAACAAAUCAGUUCAACAGAUAGUUUAAGAAUUGAUAUAACAUGUUAAGAAAUGCCUUCAAUUCGUCUCCUUUGAAGGCUGUGAAGAAAAAAAUAGUAUUUCCUAAGAAUACAUCCAAUUUAUAACCAUCAUCUAGUUUGAUUACUUAACAGAGUUAUCAAUGCAAAAUCAUUGGAGUAGUGGCUUGUUAAAAGAAGAAACACCAGGAAGCGAACAACGAUGUUCCAAAGAAUGUUAAGAAGGCAAGUAAGCCCAAAGAAUUGAGGGGAUUGUCGAUAUCGAUAUCUGAUCAUUUGGAUAAUGUGGUGAGGGAGAAGAGCAUUUUGCCUCGGAUUCAAAGGCAGACUCAGAAGAGCUCGGCUUUUAAAGAGGAUGAUUUUGAAGGGUAUAGGUUGUAAUCGGAAGAGAUGACCCUAGAAAUCGAUGAAUAUAUGAGGAUGAAGAGGGAUAAGGACUCUUUUUAAUUGCCUAAUAUUUACUCAAGAAAUUAAUGAUUAUUUUUAUUAUAAUCUCCUUAUGAUGCGAUUUAAUAAUAUUUAUUUUGUUUGGAGAGUCACCAUCAAAAUGUAUGACUGACCUACUUUAAGGCGGCUAUAAUUAUAAUUUAAAAUAAAAAAAGGGGAACGAAUGUCCAAAAAGAAAAAGGGCUUGUAUUUCAUUGAAUAGAUUCUCGAUUAUCAACAAUAUAAUGGAUAAAAAUAUUAUCUUGUUAAAUGGUAGGGAUAUAACAACAGAGAUUGUACCUGGGAGAAACCAGAGAAGAUUCCCAAUUUGCCUUAUUUCUUGAGUGAAUACGAAUAGAACGUCAAAAAUUUGGGAUCCAACUUCUAUCACGUUGAAAACGAUGAACCACCCAUGCUAGAAGAUUUUAUCGGAGUGCCAAGUCAAUAAAAAAAAUCUAAACUUCAAGAUUAAGUGAGCAUAUUAAAGCAAGAAUUAAACCAAGUUAAAAAACAGCAGGAAGACAUUUUGUAGUUGGUGUAGACUCUUCCCUCCGAAAAGAAACCGCUCUAGCCAAAUUAAUAACAGGAUUCUGAGAAUAUCUAGGAUUCAAUUUCCGAAUUAUCUCAAAAGAAUACUGAGGUCAAGUAACCCAAUGAGGGAGGGUUCGAAUAUGGUGAUCAAUUGGAUAAAAUCGGAUAGGCUGCAUAGAUCAAAUAAACAGGCAUCAAAAUGUAUUAUUUGUUAUGGCAAAAGCGGCCUAAUGGAAUAAUUCCAAAAAAUCGAUGGGUGAACAGUGAGUAUCUAUAAAAAUAUGAUAUCAAAUCAUUGUGUUACUAUCUAUAAAAAAAAUUAUUAUGA
This is a messenger RNA of Paramecium tetraurelia, 1324 nucleotides long. RefSeq lists its product as uncharacterized. The transcript has 7 exons. NCBI's taxonomy places the organism in Eukaryota, Ciliophora, Oligohymenophorea, Peniculida, Parameciidae. Gene Ontology annotation, molecular function: chromatin binding. Gene Ontology annotation, cellular component: pericentric heterochromatin. The record is from RefSeq and is a predicted model, not a curated record. Gene Ontology annotation, biological process: chromatin organization; negative regulation of transcription by RNA polymerase II.